CUGCCGCGAGGGAAUACAAGAUUCAGUGGUUCUCCAGGGAUUCCAUGGGAAGGAAAUCUUCCUGUCUGCUUUGUCCAUACCAGGGAUCCGAUCCAGAUCUCAGACCCCCGGUGGCUGUGGGGGCGCGCAGAAAACUCGGUCAAAGGGUUUCUCAAUCUCUCUCUCCCACCCUCUCUCUCUCUCUCUCACUGCAGUGUGUGUAUGUGUGUUUGAUUACCUGCGUGCACGCGCACAAAGCUCUGGAUCUCGUGCGUCAAGACUAGUGCACAUCUGUUUUUGGCAGGGUCGCGGAGUUGCGGGGGAGGGGACUACUUCGAUGUGUGUGUGUGUGUGUGUGUGUGUGUGUGUGUGUGUGUGUGUGUGUGUGUGUGUGUGUGUGUGAGCACACACACUCUGCGCCUGAACUCUACUCUUUUUUUUUUUUGCGGAACACUGUAAUUCGCAGCAGAUGACCACUUGGGGGGAUGGAGGCUUUACUGGGGAUGUGAGCGUUUCCUCAGACAGCACCAGAGCGCGCUGCACAAAUUAAUUUGCUCUAUAGAUGAUGCUGCUAUGUGAUGAGGCUGUGUGCUUGAUGUGUGCAGCACUUUUCUCUCCACUUUCCAGCGCAACAAGUGGAUUAUGGACGAGUCCAUGAGAGGGGAGAGGGGCGACUGCACCUGAACAACACAAAGCGAAUGCCGCAUCAGCCUCUGGCUGUGCCAGCCGAGCUGUGUGGGAAUGGAUACCGGCAAUUUCCUGGCGGGGAUGUGCUUUUUCCUCCUGGCUCUCAAUGGCAUCAUCUCGUCCUCACCGGCGACAAACUUUUGUCCCGACCGCUGUGACUGCCAACACCCGCAGCACCUCAUGUGCACCAACCGCGGGUUGCGCAUUGUGCCGAAACCCGCCGCGCGAGUGUCUGAGGAGGUGCUGAUCUUCAGCCUUGGCGGUAACUUCAUUGGUAACAUCUCUGCCUUCGACUUCACACGGUACAGUAACCUGGUGAGGUUGAAUUUACAGUACAAUCAAAUACAAACCAUUCAGCCAAAAGCAUUUGAGAAACUCUCCAAGUUGGAAGAGCUGUACUUGGGACAUAAUCUUUUAUCAAAUAUUCCUGCGGGGACUUUACAACCCCUGAAGAAAUUAACUAUUCUCUAUGGAAAUAAUAAUGACAUUAAGAAAAUCACUCCGGAGCUCUUUGCCAAUUUGGAUAAUCUUGUGAAAUUGCGCCUGGAUGGCAACUCAAUUGAAGUUCUGCAGGACUCUGUUUUUAAAGGUUUGUCCAAUCUUCAUUAUCUCCAUCUGGAAUCCAACAAACUGCAGAAUAUUCACAGAAACGCUUUCUCCAAACUCACCAACCUGCGCUUUCUAAACCUUGCCCACAACAAGCAGUCAGCCGUGCGUAAUGCCCUCACUUUUUCCCAACUCAGGGCUUUGACAACUCUGCUGCUGUCUGAAAAUGAAAUCCAGUACGUCGGAAAACACGUCUUCCAAAAUCUGAAAAAACUGUCAACACUGUCCCUCAGCAACAACAGAAUCUCUCACCUGGACAGCGGGGCUCUGAAGGGGCUGUCCAGCCUCAGAGAACUUCUGAUGGACGGCAACGAGCUGGAGGAAAUCCCCGCUGGUCUCCUCGACUCCCUGGAGAGCAUCGAGAAGCUUGACUUAAGUCGCAACCGGAUUUCCAGCGUGAACUCGUUGGCUUUUUCGCAACUUAAACAUUUGAGGGUGCUGAAGCUAAAGAACAACAUGCUCACCAGUUUAUCCGGGGACAUUUUUGCCCUCAACAAUGUGCUUUACGACCUGGAUCUCCAUGGUAACAACUGGACGUGCGACUGUCGCCUGGAGGAGCUGAAAAGAUGGAUGACUGCUGCUCACUCUCAGGGCAAAUUAUUGACUGUUUUCGUGCAAUGUCAUCACCCAGCAACUCUGAGAGGGAAAUAUCUGGACUAUGUGAACAGCUCCCAGCUGCAGCCCCUCGGGAACUUGACCCACUUGUGUAGGAGCCAAGCCGGGCCUGAGGAGAGCCGGGGAGGGAGUGUCUUGGUAAAGGUAAAGGGUGAAGAGAUACAGGCAGAUGCAAUAAAGCAGGAUGAGAGAGGUGAAGAAGACCUGGUGGAGGGGGAAGGUUUGAUACAGGGUGACAGGGAUGGGGUGAUAAUUAGGAAAGAGGGAGAUAAAAGGAAGAGAGAGGGACAGGAGGAGGUGGAAAUCCAGGGAGACCAAGGAGGUCUAGAGGUGGCUGCACCGUCUUCAUCACUUGAAAGAAAGAAACCAAAGAAAGGCUUGCUCAGCCCAAGGUCACGGCCUGUCGGAGAGGCAGAUGGAAAACGCGCCAAAGGUAGACGUAGGUCAAAUAUCACUUCCAGAACUGAUCCACCGAUUAUUUCCACACCAGGUCAUGCUGGAAUCCAGGACAGAAACACCAGUGAUCUGAACACAGGGCUCACCACCGUCUCUCUGGCCCUGUCAGGAGAAAAGUUUGAUCUUCUGAGGUCAGAUCAGGUAGAGGCCCUCCCUGUAAUCACAGAUCCUUGUUUGUUUAACCGCCAUUUCAUCACCAAUGUUUCAGUGGAUCAAGUGACAUCUAGUACUGUCACCGUCUACUGGACCACCAAGGAUCAUCACCGCUACACACCAGGACUUGGGCCAAGCCUAGAUGAAGUCCACUACCGGAUUCUGUUCGACAGGUUUGGCACUCAAGAUCGUUUCCCCCGCUUUGUUUACACUCGUGGCACAGCUCGCUCUGCAACCCUUCGAGAACUCAGCUCAGAUGUGACCUACAUGGUCUGUGUGGAAGGAGUAGUCGGAGGAUCUGUGUGUCAAGUUGCACCCCGUGACCACUGCGCAGGGUUGGUCACUCUACCUGAGGGGUUCAGCAAUGGAGGCACGCUGACCUCUGACCUCCAGCUGGUGACAGUGGCCACGCUGGCUGGGAAUGCUGUGCUGCUUCUUGUCAUUGGCGGGGUCUGGCUGGGGAGGAGUCUGAAGAGGAGGUUGCAGAAGAGGAAGUCAGCCGUGCACGUACGGCACAUGUACUCCACCAGGCGUCAGUUUCGUCCCACCAUGGCGACCGCCUCAGUGUCCACUGACUUCACCAGCUACCAGAGCAGUCGUCCAGCACGACUUGCACCCCUAGAGGAAGGGGACCUCAUUGAGUUCCCUUGUGACCGCUUUCUGGACAGCAGCAGUGUUCGCAGAGACAGUGACAUGCAGAGAUUUUCUGACUAGAACUAUAAAAACAUGACAGUGUCACAUUAAAAACAUGAAUGUGUUUGUGGCUGUGAACAAACCGAGUCCACAAUCCCGCCAUUUUGUCCUUCUGUGUUUCAUUUGACCACAACAAAACCUUUAGAGUGACAAAAGAAACAGCUGAGCUCGUCAGUGCUUUUCCAGACACCAGAGGAAGUCCAAUCCCUCUGACUUCCUCCUCCUGCUUUGCGCCUUUCCUCUUUCAUUUCCUUGCACCUGUGAGUGUUUCUACAUGUGUGUUUUGAUUGCAAGUGUGUAAGUAUGAAUGACCGAUCACUGAUUUCAACCAUGGUGCUAAUAUUGAGUUCAUAGACAUCAUAUUGUCUCAUAUUUGUACAGUAUGUAAUGAUGGCUGCUGGUUGGCAGGAAGAAAAAAACAACACUUGUUUUGUAUCUUAUCUAUCAUGUUUUAUACCUUUCUAUAUAAUUUUGCAUUACAUGAAGAAGUAAAAUCCCCAACAAUGUGA
Larimichthys crocea (large yellow croaker) is the source of this 3698-nucleotide messenger RNA. It is a transcript of the gene tril, whose product is annotated as TLR4 interactor with leucine-rich repeats. The transcript has a single exon. The record is from RefSeq and is a predicted model, not a curated record. Lineage: Eukaryota; Metazoa; Chordata; Actinopteri; Sciaenidae. The coding region runs from base 721 to 3210 and encodes 829 amino acids. Gene Ontology annotation, molecular function: protein binding.